Protopolystoma xenopodis is the source of this 774-nucleotide messenger RNA. The record is from the annotation of a GenBank genome assembly. Lineage: Eukaryota; Metazoa; Platyhelminthes; Monogenea; Polystomatidea; Polystomatidae.
GCUGCUGCUGCUGGAAUUGCUGAGGCGGUUGCUGCUGCUGCUGGAAUUGCUGAGGCGGUUGCUGCUGCUGCUGGAAUUGCUGAGGUGGUUGCUGCUGCUGCUGGAAUUGCUGAGGCGGUUGUUGCUGUUGCUGCUGGGGCGGUUGUUGCUGUUGCUGCUGGGGCGGUUGUUGCUGUUGCUGGGGCGGUUGCUGCAAUUGUUGUGGAGGCUGCUGUCGCUGCUGGAACUGUUGAGCUGGCGCGUGUUGUCGGAACUCCUGCUGUGGUGGUGGCAAAGGCGAUUGUUGUUGCUUUGAAGGAGGAUCUUGUGAGGGCUUCAUAUCACGAGGAAUACAUCAUAAUCUUAGUUGUGGAUUGCCUUGAUGGCUCAAACUUGGGAGCACCGGCGCCUUUUUCCUACGCUUGUACCCCUUACCCAUUACAUGCCUUCCUUCCCAAUAGUCCUCCCACGUACGCUCAUCUAUGCUACAUUAUGAAAGUGAGCAAAAGUAGUGGGAGUAUUGGCAACAGCACUCCUAAGACUUCGCGAUGUUCUCCCGAUGGUCGAUCUUCUGUUUCCCCUGAUAGUACGAAAGGAGAUCAUCUUGAACUUGCAUCUACUUCAUCUAGCACAGGCAUCAGGACUAAAGACAACGAUAGCUUUGAAGGAAGCACUUCGACGCCUGAGGAUGAGCAUUCGCAAUCACUACAUUGUGAUUCCUCCUUCUUUAAUGUCUCCAGAUUCGAAGAAAAGGAAGAACUACGUCAUCUGAAUGACAGAUUCGCAUUCUACAUC